Colletotrichum higginsianum IMI 349063 is the source of this 510-nucleotide messenger RNA. RefSeq lists its product as uncharacterized. Lineage: Eukaryota; Fungi; Ascomycota; Sordariomycetes; Glomerellales; Glomerellaceae. The transcript is spliced from 2 exons. The record is from RefSeq and is a predicted model, not a curated record. The coding region runs from base 1 to 510 and encodes 169 amino acids.
AUGCCAAGAGAGACAGCCGCCGAAUAUCGGUACAAGCUUCGGGCCGUGGCCGAGGCGCUCGAGACCUGGGCCCAGACACCAGACGGACAGAGAUGGAUGAUUGCCAAGAAGAGGAGGUUUAGGAGAUGGUUGAAGCGUGAAUUUCCUCCUAUUGAGGAGAGCUCAGCUGAAGAAGACGACCCGGACUCUGCCCAGGAAGAAGAGGCGAAUGACGCCAUCGGCAAGGAGCGCGCCAACCAAGGAGCGUGCAAGCCGAGCGCGUCUUCGCAAGAUGCAUCAGCCAACUCCGUCCCGGAUGCAGACGACAAACUCCAAGAGAUCUUCCGAGCGGCUGGCGACAAAAUUCGAAAGGACACGGGCCAGAAGAACGCUGGCCAGAAGCACACGGCUGAAAGUGAUGACGAGGACUCGGAAGAGGCAAUUCGAGCGCAACUGAGUCGACAGAAGAUGUUGAAAAAGAGGUUCGAACGUAAGAAGGCAAGAUCCACCAAGAAGAUAAAGAGCGUCUAG